Octopus bimaculoides (California two-spot octopus) is the source of this 7268-nucleotide messenger RNA. RefSeq lists its product as uncharacterized. Gene Ontology annotation, molecular function: cell adhesion molecule binding. NCBI's taxonomy places the organism in Eukaryota, Metazoa, Mollusca, Cephalopoda, Octopoda, Octopodidae. The record is from RefSeq and is a predicted model, not a curated record. Gene Ontology annotation, biological process: cell-cell adhesion. Gene Ontology annotation, cellular component: cell-cell junction; plasma membrane.
AUUUGCGAGCGAAUUAGUAAGAAGGGGCGAGUGAGUAACUGAACGUUCGAUAAUGUCCCAGCAGUAGGAGGCAAAAGUGGUAGGAAUAGCAGACUGACAAGCGCCAUUCAGUUGAGGCGAGUGGAGCUGCACGCAACAUAGAAGGCGAGAGAACCAAAGCAAUAUAUAUAUAUAAUAUAUAAAAUAUAUACACACACACACACAUACAUAUAUAUAUAUACGUAUAUACGUACAUACACGCACGUACAGGCACACAGAUACAUAUACAAAUCUUGUUACACUCUCGCGCGCACACACAGACGGAGCAAGGUAUAUAGACACAAACAUAUAUAUAUAUAAAUAUAUAUAUACACACACACACACAUAUAUAUAUAUAUACAUAUAUAUAAACACACCCAUAUAUAUAUAUGCGCACACACUUAUACUGAGGUGUGUGUGGUGUAACUGAAGCAAUAUUUGGAGAUUUUGUCUGAACUAAGUCAGCAUUUAUCAUUUUACUCGUGAAGUAACGCUCACUUCCACUCUGUAUCACCUUGAUUGUUUUUUUUUCUUCCCCCACCACCUUGGAAUUUUUUAGUUUUUUUUUUAUUUUCGUUUUCAAAUCUUUUUUUUUUUUUAACUUGUGAACCCUGGCUUGCACGCUUUAACCAUUCUUCGACAACAAUCGGCUAUUUACUUACUUUACGCCAUGGCAAAACUAGAACUAUUAACAAUGAAGAUAUUCAUCUUUGGAGUACUUAUCUCCAUGUUUGCAGCCGCAAAAGCAGAUGAUAAACUAUUAAUAAGGCCUCAUCCUAUGACAGUGAAAGAAGGACAGUCUUUCAAAUUAGUCUGUGAAUUACACUUAGAAUCCAUGUCAAACCUCCUAAAAAAUGCUUUGGUUUGGAAACAUAACAAUGAAAAGCUGACCUUCAAUGAAAGGGUUGAAGGAGAAUUCAAUGAAACCUACAAAGUGAACACCACUGUUGUUAUAACGCCUAUAGUUUAUACUUCAGAACUGGAAAUUUUAAAAGUGUCUCCUUCAAAUGAUGGGAACUAUACAUGCGAAUCACAUAAAAAAGUUGCCAAUAACUUCCAGGUUUUUAACAAAGCUGUAACAGACAUUGUUGUUCUACAGGAUAUUGGUGAGCUUGUGUUAACAGUUGGUACAACAGAAAUCACUGCCAAAAAUUCAGGACUGAGGGUAAAUAUUCCUGAGACAGGUCAGAAAUUUGUUUGUAGAACAAGAGGAAGCAACCCCAAACCAAUAAUUCAUUUUUAUUUGGAUGGUAAGGAUAUGAAAAAUGAGUGGGAACCAGCAGACAUAUCCAGCUAUGUUAGAGUUACAUCUGGUGCCAAAAGUGGUGUAAGAUCUCACUCCAGCGAGCUGGUAGCUGAAGGUAAAGUUCUCAUCAAGAAAUCCAACAAAGUUAGAAGUCUGUCCUGUACAGCUGAAAUGGAGGGAAGUGCCUUUAAAGUGAAAACUGUUACUGCCAAUAUUUCUUUUGCUUUUGAUCCACAAUUCACUUGUAAAAACAAAUCAGCAAUCCUAAAUGAUCGUUAUGUAACAUUAGAAUGUGAAGUUGAGGCCAAUCCACCAAUCACAAAGCAUGCUUGGAGAUAUGGAGAUGUUUCAGUGGUAGAACCAAAUAAUGAAACUGUUGAAUAUACUCAAUCAGAAGAGGUUGUAGACGGUGUGCACAGAGUUACACUGACAAUUGAUAAAGUUUUGAAACGCCAUUUCAACACAACUUUCUUCCUAGAAGUUGAAACUGAAGAUAAUAAAGUUCACACUCACCCUGUAAGGUUAACUGAAAAACAAUGGUCUUCUGCUUCAACUAGGCAUUAUCAAGAAUUCCUUUUCACAGCACUGCUAACUUUAACUGCUAAGAUUCUGACCAACUGAUUUGUAGGUGCUUAAAACAAGGGAAUGGCUGGGUUUUAGCAGAUGAAUUAAGGACCAAAGUGAAAACAAAAACAGUCGAGUGAAUGGAUAUGUCUGAGUGUAUAUAAAGUAAAAAAAAAAAAUUUAAUAAAAAAUUCAAACAAACAACUAAAAAAACUACUGUGCAGGAUGAAUUGGCUGCAGUGAGAAUGAAAACUGAGCAAGUUACCUAGGAAAUCACCAUCAAAUCACCACAAACUAUCUGAAAUACUCACAAGCUCUGAUCUUUUAAAAUUAUUAACACCCUGCCAGAAUAUUUCUUAUAACAGUGACUGUAUCAAUAACUACUACCAACCACCACUGGUAUUGCUACUUUUCCCUUCGCCUAUAGUUAAAUGUCAUUGUUUUACAAAUACUCUUACAUUUUAUAAGCAAGAAAAAUAAUUGAUUUCCUUUAUUUUUUAUGUAAUAUUCUUCCAGUUUUUAAAGUAAGAGGUGUAUGUAUGUAUAUAUAUAUGCAUACAUUUGUAUGUAUAUAUAUAAAUACACAUAUAUAUAUUCAUACUCAUAUGUGUAUAUCUAUAUUUAUUCACAUGUACAUAUAUAGAUGUUUACAUUUAUAAACAUAUGUAAAUAUAAAUAUAUAUAUAUAUAUGCAUAUACAUAUUCACAUUUAUAUACAUACAUGUGUAUAUAUAUAUAUAUAUAUAUAUAUAUAUAUAUAUUUAUAUAUAUACUGUAUGUGUAUGUUUGUGUGUACUUAAUUAUAUGACAGUAGGUGUAUACAUGUACACAUGUGUAUGCACAUAUUUAAGGAUAUAUCUAUAUUAUAUGUACUAUGUGCAAACAACAACAUACAAAUACAAAUAUUUGUUAGUAUUUUGCUUUCAUUUUCAUUUGUUCUUUUUUUCUUUAAUUUUGAAGGCUACAUAGUGAGUGUUACAUUGAUAUGAGUUAUUGAAAAUUAUUAUGAGAAAGGAAAGAGGAUAGGAGAGAAAGACAGUGUGGAAGAAAAUAUUUGUCUUUCUCAUAGCCUAUUCCUUUUCUUUUAUUGCUGACACUGAUCAAGCCAAGAAUGAUAUGAAGUCUGGCUCAUUCAGGGAAAUUGGUUAUUCAUCUUUGCUUGAAUCUAGGUUUUAGUUUGAUACAGUUGUUGUUAGAUGAUGAGUAUGAUGUCUAGAGAAAGAGAGAGAUAUAGAAAUACAUUCAGACUCAGAGUACACUGUUUAACUUUUCUUUUGAUUUUCUGCUUUGUAAAUGUUUUGACCAAUGCCCCUUUCCAACCUAUUCAACAUUGUUUCACCAUUAAAAUCAAAUUGCUUUACUACUUGUGGAGGUGAGUUCAAUCUUAUCGAUGGCUUUAAAAACAUUUUGUAAUCCUAUAAGAGUUACAAAAAUGCAUUUUAAUAUCUUCCCACAUGCAGGCAUUUUGUAUUCAUCUCCUUAAGAUACAAUAUAUAUACACACAUACAUGCAUUAUACAUAUGUAUAAUCCAGACAUAUAGUCAACAUAUGGAGAUAUUGCUUAUCUAAUGAUAGAAAUAUAACAUACAACUCUUAAUGCAUGUGUACAGCUUAAUUUAUGAAGCUACCAUAGAUUCUCUUCAAUUUACUUCUGCCAAGAUGUUUUUCUUUGUUUAAUACUGUAUUUUAGUUCAUUUUAUGAGUUCUCUAAAAUUAAUUCACCUCCAACUGUUUUCUCUUAAUUUAAGAUUUCUUUUGCAUUUCUUGGAAAUUCAAAAAUUAAAAUAAAAUAAUUUAAAGGAGCUUCCAUUUCCAGUUGAGAGUAGUGUUUCCUGCUCAGUAAUCAUAUAUAUGUAUAUAUUCAUGUAUAAUAUAUAUACAUACUUGCAUAUACCUAUGCAUGUUUAUAUAUGUAAGUAUAUACUUAUAUAUAUACAUGUAAAUAUAUCAAUAUAAAUAUAUGAAUAUAAAUAUUCAUAUAUAUGUGCGUAUAUAUAUGUAUAUAUAUAUGUAUGUGUAUAUGUGUGUGUAUAUACAUACAUAUAUAUAUGUAUAUAUAUAUAUAUAUAUAUAUAUAUAUAUAUAUAUAUAUAUAUAUAUAUAUAUAUAUAUGUAUAUCAUAUGUUACAUCGCAAGUCUAUUAAGAAAAGGAAAAUAUGUAAUAUACAUUGUUUGUUAUUAGAUCAGAAAAUUUCAUCUGUAUCUGAUUUGUAUAACAAAUAGAUCUAACUUCACACUUAUUGUAUGUACAUAUUGGCAACUAUAUGGCUGCAUGUAUGUAUGUUUGUACAUACACACAAAUACAUCUUUCUAUGCUUAAUAUUAUAACUGCAUGAAAAUAGAAAUGGUACAUUUAUGAAUCACAAUUACCUGUUUACAUAUACAUACAUAUACACAUACAUAGAUACAUAUAUACAUACCUAUCUAUAUGUAUGUAUGUAUAUAUAUGAGUGUAUAUAUAUAUGUGUGUGUGUAUAUAAUUAUAUAUAUAAUAUAUAAUUUAUAAAUAUAUAUAUGAUGUAUAUAUAUAUAUAUACAUAUUCUUUUUAACCUUUUUGUCUACAUUCUCUUUGGAAUGUACUCUGUAGUGUGAUGUAUAAAUAUAGUUUCUCACUGGCAUUCUCAUUGACAACUUAUUUUUGUUAUCAUUACAACAUUUACAAUUGAUAACUAUUAGAAUGUGGGAGAGGAGUAUUUGAUAGUAAUUCUGAAACUGGGGACUCUGCCUUAGUGAAUAUAGACUAUAUGACAUACCUGGGACUUGCCCAGCCGAAUAUCAGAUCUCUGACAGAUUUGGGACCCUGCUUGAGGAAACACAUUUUUGAAAUAGCUUGUGUCUGCACUCGAAAGACGUUGUUUUCUUAGAGAACAGGUAUCUGUCCCAAGUAAACAUGGUGUCUCUGAGAAACUUAAAACUUCCUCAGAAAGAUAAUAUUUGCAUUUCUGUCCUUGAUAUUCUUCUAUUCUUUUUUGUUUUUUUUUUAUUCUUUGUCUCUCCUUCCUUCUUUGACCAUUCUUUUCAGGAAAAUUUCUAAAAUUUUCAGUGAAGCAGUUGAAAACACAGUUUUGUGGUUGUGUUAAUAAUAAAUUGCACUAGAAAUUUUAGAAUUUCCCGCUGCUUAAAUGUGUAAAAAUGAUUUUUUUUUUUUUAAAAAAAAGGAAAAAAAGCUAGUAAUAUCUGCUCAAUCUUUUGUUUUAUUUUUUAAAUGAAAACAAAAAUCAAACAAAAAUAAAAUCAUGUAAAUUUUCUCUUUUCUUUUUCAUUCAACUACCCAAGAGUACAUAUUCUUUUGCUUUCCGAUUAUUGACUGAAGAUAUGUUGCUUGACAUAACAUUAGAAGUUAUAGAUAUACAAAACUUGUUUCUUUCACUUUUUUUCAUUUUAUUUUUUUAAUCUGCUACAUUCAAAUUCAAUCUGAUCCAAAGAGCUUUGGCUGUUGUUCUUAAAAUUAAGGUUAAAUUGUCAUGUGGUUUUGUAUGUUUAAAUUAUAUAAGAUAAACACUUUAUUGUUACAUGGGACCAAAUCAUAUAGUAACUUUGUUUUCAUUUUAGUUGAAAUAAUAUAAAGGCUUCAGUUUCCUUUUUUCAUUUGUUUCAUUCAUACAAUUAGUGUUGAAUGGCCAAUAGGUGUAAUAAGAUCAAUGACGAUCAUAAAUUAUGUUGAAAUGAUAAUUACAAAAUAUUAAAUCCCAAUGAUGCAUUUGCUAGUAGGUCUUCUUCACCUGUCACUUCUUCCCUCUUUGUUGAAAUUGAUGUACAUUUUCAGCUGUUUACUCUCAAGGUUCUUGUAGGUGUCAUCAUGUAUUUCUUAAGAUUUUCGUUUGGAACUGAAAUAUAUUUCCCAAAAUAUUCAUAUGUGUGAGAAUGUAUAUUUAUGGACAGAUAUACUAAGAACAACUCUUUGAAAGAAAAACAUCCUAAAAUUUCUACUGAAUAUAUGGAAAAUCUUGAAUGAGUCAUAAAGGCAACAAAUGGAAAGCUUUUCUUCUAAGAUUCUUUCAAACAAGAUUUUCAAAGCUAAAUGUGUGCACGAUUUUAGUUUUCUGAUACAACAGGAUGAAAAUGAAGAUAUUGUACAAAAUAGUGAGUGCCUGCAGCUUAUUAAUUUUGUUUUUAUUUUUUGCAUAACUACAAUGUUUUUUUUUUAUUUAUUUAUUCAUUUAUUUCGCUUUAAUCAAGAUCUUAUAGUAUAUUUUGCCAUUUUGUUUUAAUCUUAUGAAAAUAAAAUUUGGUCUUAAUUAUGAUGUCAACAAAAAUCAGAAUGUUUGUCACAGCUCUCUUUAUUUUUAAUUUUUUAAAUCUAUAUUAUUGACAAUGAUGAUGAUGAUGAUGAUGAUAAUGAUGUUCUGAGCUAAAUAUAUUGAUGUUGCCACAUGACGCAUAAAUAGCAAUAAAUCAUAUUAUUAUGGAGUAAUAAAACUUAUUCUUCUUGUACUCUUUAUCAAUAUUUUCUGCCUCACACAUACAUACACACACAUACAUUCACACACAUACAUCACUCACAUAUGCAUGAGCAUCCAAAAUACAUACUUAAUGCAAAGGGAUCAAUAAACAGGCAUUGUUUUGCCUAACAUAUAACAAGGCUCAAUAGCGACAAGUUCGCAAAUAUGUAUUACUGUUCUUUGCACUAGUAUCACCAAUAGUAAUCCUAGUGUGUCCCUUUUCAGAUUGUUUCUCAAACUGUUUUAUGUGUUUUCACUUUGCCAAUAUGUAACCACACACAACUUCUCUACAUUACUUCAAUAGCUGAUAUUUUAGUGCAGCAUGAAAUCAAAGAAAAAUGUGCUAUUAAUAGGAGAGUUUUGGGCAAUUAUUCUUUGAAAUUGAGAUAAUGGUUACAAUUAACAUAUUCUAAAUAGAAAUAAUAUGGGAUUUAAGGGCCAAAAUAGUUGAUACUAAAAAUAUUUUUCACGCUUACAUCAUUAUCUAUGUAUAGCUGUAGGUUUAAACUUUUCUCUCAUUAGAGAUAUAUUGAAAUAUACUGCUGCAGAAGAAAUAUAAUAUUUAUGGAUAACCUUUUUUUUAUUAUUAUUUUGAUGCCUACCAAUUUAAUUGGAUCACUUACAGUCCUCAACUGAGUGUUUGUCAGGUGUAAAUUUCCUCUAUAAAAGCAUGCUAUGAAUAAUACCACAAGCUAAUUAUUGCAGUUAAUUUACAUUCCUCUAAACAUGCUUUACAAAUAAAACAGAAAGGGGAAGCAUUAUUUAUUGACUCCACCCCCAUCUAAAGAGAUGUUCCUGUUAAAUAGACAUUAAGGGUGACAUUCAACCAAUGAUCUCUGAAAUCUUGUUGCAGCAACUCUUUUAUUUAUGCUAUUUUUUUAAACUUAAAAACUGAGCUAAUAGAAUAAAAUAAUCAGCUAUUUCUUUGUUUGUAUAGCACAUGUGAAAUAAAUUUAGAUUUAAUUUCUUAUUGUUUCAAAUAAAAGAUUUUUCUUUA